AUGACACAGAUAGAGAAGGAUAUCAGACCAUAUCUCGAGACUGACAUCCCGUGGGAAGCCGGCAAUAACUUCUUCCCACCCUCGACGCGGCGGGCGUUCGGGCUCUGCGGUAAAUGUCCAACGUUCGCCACCGAUCUGGUCGGGAACGAGUUAUAUCAGGCAGUAUGCGAUCAGUUCCUCACCACAAAGAGUUAUCCAUGGUAUGGCGACCGGGAUGUCCUCAAUGUCUCACCACCACAGGUGAAUAACACCAUUGCAUUCUCAGUGAGGCCAGGUGAUAGCUACGACCAGCCGCUUCACCGGGACGACGAUAUUCACUACGCAGAUCGGCCGCAUGUUGAUAUCUAUCCUCGAACCAAUUCGCGAGAACGUGGGGUGGGGUUCUUCGUUGCAGGUACCAAGACCACCAAGGCCAAUGGCGCGACAAGAUUUAUUCCUGGAAGCCACCUUGAAGCCACUGAACACCCGCCUGAAGAGAGCUUCGCAAGAUAUGCCGAGCUGAACCCGGGAGACGGGUUUAUCCUGCUGUCAAGCUGCUAUCAUGGUGGUAGCGCCAACACGACCAAGAACGAAGAGCGACUCCUGUUCAGCUGUUUUAUGACCCGCGGCUGGCUUCGGCAGGAAGAGAACCAAUACCUUGCCGUCCCACCAGAGGUUGCAAAGAAUCUUCCAGUGAGGAUCCAGAAACUGCUUGGGUAUGCACUGAGUGAUCCGAUGCUUGGAUGGUUUGAAUUCAAGGACCCGCGCAGCGCGAUGGACCCCGAUGGUAGUGAGCGCGUAGGCCACAAGCAGAAACCCAAGAUGGCAUGA
This is a messenger RNA of Exophiala viscosa, 810 nucleotides long. RefSeq lists its product as uncharacterized. The record is from RefSeq and is a predicted model, not a curated record. The transcript is spliced from 2 exons. Bases 1 to 810 code for a protein of 269 amino acids. Lineage: Eukaryota; Fungi; Ascomycota; Eurotiomycetes; Chaetothyriales; Herpotrichiellaceae.